AUGGCGAACCAGUAUCCUGGCAGCUACAACAACAGCCACCAACUCAAUAACAUCUCUCCCGGAAAUGGCUAUAGACCAUCCGGACACCACUCUGACGACGAGGCAGAACACUCUUUACUGCACCAAAAUUCUGCAUACCAGAGCCAGUAUGAAGAUCCUCAUUCUCGACCCUUGACCCCAGGUCAAGAGUCGGUUUACACCCUGAGCGAGACAUACGCAGGAGGGGAUAAAUCACAGGUUCCCGUAACGGAAUACAACCCUCAACAUACGCAGGUUUAUGGGCAAGGUGGGGCAUACGGAUUGACAAAUUCGCAAGCUGGAUUUCCAGCCGGAGGAUAUGGUGACCCCGUCGAGAGGACCACUUCUACCGAGGCAUGGCAGCAGCGACAAGCUCCCGGCUUCGGCACGGUCAAGCGCUAUGCCACCAGGAAGGUCAAGGUGGUCAACAGUGUUCUCAGCAUCGACUACCCAGUUCCUAGCGCCAUUCAGAAUGCAAUCCAGUCAAAAUAUCGGAAUGACCUCGAGGGCGGAAGCGAGGAGUUUACACACAUGCGGUACACCGCAGCCACAUGCGAUCCCGACGAUUUCACAUUGAAGAAUGGUUACAAUCUGCGCCCGGCAAUGUACAACCGUCAUACCGAGCUUUUGAUCGCAAUCACGGCCUACAACGAGGACAAGGUUUUGACUGCUCGCACCUUGCACGGUGUCAUGCAGAACAUCCGGGACAUUGUCAAUCUGAAAAAGUCCGAAUUUUGGAAUAAAGGGGGCCCGGCCUGGCAGAAAAUUGUUGUGUGCCUUGUUUUCGACGGUAUUGAUCCAUGCGACAAAAACACCUUGGAUGUGCUGGCGACCGUGGGCGUGUACCAGGAUGGUGUCAUGAAGAAGGACUUUGACGGCAAGGACACCGUGGUUCAUGUCUUCGAAUAUACCACCCAGCUCUCCGUUACUGCCAACCAGCAGCUCAUUCGACCAAACGACAACGACGCUACGUCCCUGCCUCCUGUACAGAUGAUGUUCUGUCUGAAGCAAAAGAACAGCAAGAAGAUCAACUCUCAUCGAUGGCUCUUUAACGCCUUUGGUCGCAUUCUGAACCCUGAGGUCUGUGUUUUGCUCGAUGCCGGCACCAAACCGGGACCGAGGGCUAUCGUGUCUCUCUGGGAAGCUUUCUACAACGACAAGGAUCUUGGUGGUGCUUGUGGUGAGAUUCACGCCAUGUUGGGCCGCGGGGGAGUUUUCGGAAGGAAGUUGCUCAAUCCCUUGGUUGCGGCACAAAACUUCGAGUACAAGAUCAGCAAUAUCUUGGACAAGCCUCUGGAGAGUUCUUUCGGAUAUGUCAGUGUCUUGCCUGGUGCAUUCUCGGCGUAUCGGUUCCGAGCGAUCAUGGGCCGUCCGCUUGAACAGUACUUCCACGGUGACCACACCAUGUCCGCGCGACUGGGCAAGAAGGGAAUCGAAGGCAUGAACAUUUUCAAGAAGAACAUGUUUUUGGCCGAGGACCGCAUCCUGUGCUUCGAACUGGUCGCCAAAGCUGGAUCCAAAUGGCAUCUCACCUACGUCAAGGCGUCCAAAGCAGAAACAGAUGUGCCUGAAGGUGCUGCGGAGUUCAUCGGACAACGUCGACGCUGGCUCAACGGCUCCUUUGCCGCCUCGAUCUAUUCUCUCAUGCACUUCUCCCGCAUGUACAAAUCCGGCCACAACCUCAUACGAAUGUUCUUCUUCCACGUCCAAAUGAUCUACAACAUCGCCUCGGUCAUUCUUUCCUGGUUCUCGCUCGCAGCAUUCUGGCUUACCACGAAGAUUCUCAUGGACCUGGUGGGACAACCCAGUGACAGCAACGACAACAAGGCAUUUCCCUUUGGCGACAGCGCGACGCCCGUCAUCAACACGAUCAUCCAGUAUGUGUACCUGGCUUUUCUGUUACUGCAGUUCAUCCUCGCCUUGGGCAAUCGACCCAAGGGCUCGAAGCUCGCCUAUACCAUUUCCUUCUGCGUCUUUGCACUCAUCCAACUGUAUGUCAUUGUCCUGUCAAUGUACUUGGUGGUAAGGGCAUUCACGUCAGAGGAUGGCACCGAUAUCGUCACCAAUGAAGGCGCCAAUGAAUUCAUCAAGUCCUUCUUCGCCUCGACCGGACCCGGUAUUGUCAUCAUUGCGCUUGCAGCUACGUUUGGACUGUACUUUGUGGCCUCGUUCAUGUACCUGGAUCCCUGGCAUAUGUUCACGUCUUUCUUCCAGUAUCUGCUACUGAUGCCGUCUUUUAUCAACAUCCUCAUGAUCUACGCCUUUAGCAAUUGGCACGAUGUAUCAUGGGGCACCAAAGGCUCAGACAAGGCCGAUGUGCUGCCCUCGGCUCAAACCAAGAAAGACGAAAAGGGCAAAACGACCGUUAUAGAAGAAGUCGACAGACCUCAAGCCGACAUUGACAGUCAAUUCGAAGCAACAGUUCGACGUGCCCUUGCGCCCUUUGUGCCGCCAGUGGAAAAGGAAGACAAAACCCUGGAGGAUUCGUACAAGAACUUCCGAACUCGACUUGUGGCGACUUGGAUCUUCUCGAAUGCCUUGCUCGCUGUUGUCAUUACUAGUGACAGUGUCGACCAAUUUGGCUUUACUACUGACUGGUGCUAA
Molecule: messenger RNA, 2622 nt
Organism: Cladophialophora yegresii CBS 114405
Lineage: Eukaryota; Fungi; Ascomycota; Eurotiomycetes; Chaetothyriales; Herpotrichiellaceae
Product: chitin synthase 3
Exons: 3
Coding region: 1-2622 (873 amino acids)
Cellular component (GO): cell periphery; cell septum
Molecular function (GO): chitin synthase activity
Source: RefSeq, a predicted model, not a curated record